AUGCGGGCAGUCCACAGGUUCGGGACCCAACGAGGACCCGAGGAGCAAAAGGACACACUCGGGGCAAGCUCGAAAUGGCUUCGCCGGAGAGUCAGGCGAGCGAAGCUGGCUCUGUCGGAAUUCCAGGAGUCGGCCAAAGACCGUUACCUGCACUUCUCGGCGACAGGGAGGCAGCGCUUCAGAGCUCUGCAAGCACUGAGAGAGCUGCCGACAUCAGACCUGCUGGAUCACCUGUGGGACACCUGGACUCAAGCCAACAGAAAGUUCGACGAUCGCUUCAACGCCUGGUUUGACAGGAGCGUUGCCGCCGCAGCCCAGUCGGCGCGGUCAGUGCGGGAUGGCCAAGCCCAGGAGCUUUGGCAGAAGAGCCGCCUCAGGUUGCAGCUUAUGCGCUGGAAGCAAAGCAUCGGGCUGUCGGCUUCUUCUGCCCAGGGCAAUGACCCCGGAAAGGAAGCUGCACCGAGGAAGCCUGCAAGGCCCGUUGACACUGGCGCCCUGGUUUUACUGGGCGCCGGAGUUGGAAGCGCUGCCCAGGGAUUCUUGGGCCCGGCGCUCUUCCUCUCUUCCUGGGCCACCUUCCGGGUGGCUCGGCGCUUCGUCGUCCAAUGCAUCGACGCCGAGGACGCCAAUCGGCUUUUCAGGUAUGCGCCAGCCAGCCUCCAGCGAAGGAAGGCAGAGCUUUUUGCGCAGCUUCAUCAUGAGCUCUUUGUCAUGCGGCGAAUUCGCGCGGGCGAUCUGCGCUACAUCGGACGGCCGGGGGACAAGAGCUGGCAGGCCGGCAUGGACCCUCGCAACGACCACACGCCGAUAACACUUUUCGACCUCACGAUGCAAUCCGUGGCGGCGCACCCGAGGGUCCACGAAUGGGUGGGUCAGACAGUUCGCGCUGUCGCAGAGCCGGACAAGGUGGUGUACCGGAUGCACGAGGGAAUCUCGGAAGUCUACCUGGGCUGGCACGUCAGAGGAGAGCUGGGCGACGCCGAAGUUCAGGUGAAAGCGACAGGCAGUGUGGUGGACUUCAUCUACAUCUUCCCUCAAGGCCGCGACCAUUACGGGCUGCAGCCGGAAGGCUUCGUCAUCCGCCCCAACGGAGACUCCUGGUCCCAGAACACCCACGACUUGCCGAGGUUCAUGAAGCAACCUUUCGGGAAGCAUGGCGGCAAGCUGUACCUGGAUCGCGAUGGCAUCUUCGACUUCGAUUACGAGGCCCUGCCCAAGUAA
Messenger RNA from Symbiodinium sp. CCMP2456, 1221 nucleotides. The record is from the annotation of a GenBank genome assembly. NCBI's taxonomy places the organism in Eukaryota, Dinophyceae, Suessiales, Symbiodiniaceae.